This is a messenger RNA of Scheffersomyces stipitis CBS 6054, 357 nucleotides long. RefSeq lists its product as uncharacterized. The record is from RefSeq and is a predicted model, not a curated record. Gene Ontology annotation, biological process: vacuolar proton-transporting V-type ATPase complex assembly. Gene Ontology annotation, cellular component: endoplasmic reticulum membrane. Bases 1 to 357 code for a protein of 118 amino acids. The transcript has a single exon. NCBI's taxonomy places the organism in Eukaryota, Fungi, Ascomycota, Pichiomycetes, Serinales, Debaryomycetaceae.
AUGGCUUUUUUGGUUGAGUUGUGGGAUUCCAUCUUUACCCCAGGAACCACGCCUGCGUUGGUCACUGCUACCCAUGCGUCGUUCAUUUUAUUAAUUCUAUCUUUAAUAGCAUUAAUUUUCCUCGUCAAGUCGAUCCAUUUCGUCAACUUGUUGGUCAUUGCAGUAUUGUUAUAUGCUGCUGUAAUCUGGUUCAUCAACGAGUUGAAGAAUAUAAAGUUGAAGAGCAACGAGGAGUUAGAAAAAGAAGCCAAUGAACAGAAUGUAGCUCAAAAGACUGAUGAUUCGAAGACCGAAGAACCAGCUGCCAGUACUACAGCCACCAUCAGCCAAAGUCCGAUCAGAAAGAGAAAGACUUGA